UCACCCGGGACGCCCGGGGCUUAUAGGUCACCCGGAAGGCGCGCUGGGCCUUCGGCUACGCGCUGAGCAGGCCUCACCAGGGCCCUAGCCCCACGCGCCCCUCGCCGCGGCUCCAGGCGUCAGACCCGCGCACCGUACCCCCACCCCGCACUCGCCGAGCCUCCCCUUCUCGGCCGCUGCGGUGCGGCCUUCGUCGACACCCGUAGUUACCAACUGGCUAUGGCCGUCCGGCUCCUGCGCGUCGCCUCCGCAGCCCUGGGCGACACGGCAGUUCGGUGGCUGCCCCUCGUCGGACCCCGCGCGGGAAACCGGGGGCCGGGCGGGAGCAUCUGGCUGGGUCUGGGUGGCCGUGCGGCCGCAGCGCGGACGCUGAGCUUGUCGGCGCGCGCGUGGAGCAGCUCAGAAGACAAAAUAACAGUCCACUUUAUAAACCGUGAUGGUAAGACGUUAACAACCCAAGGAAAAGUUGGCGACUCUCUACUAGAUGUUGUGAUUGAAAAUAAUCUAGAUAUUGAUGGUUUUGGUGCAUGUGAGGGGACCUUGGCUUGCUCUACCUGUCAUCUUAUCUUUGAAGACCACAUAUUUGAGAAAUUAGAAGCAAUCACCGAUGAAGAGAAUGACAUGCUGGAUCUGGCAUAUGGACUAACAGAUAGAUCACGGCUGGGCUGCCAAAUCUGUUUGACAAAGGCUAUGGACAAUAUGACUGUUCGAGUGCCUGAGGCUGUGGCCGAUGCCAGAGAGUCCAUUGAUUUGGGCAAGAACUCCUCUAAACUAGAAUAAAUAGGAAUAUUUUCACAAAAUGUUACCUAUUUUUAUAAUUAUUAUUUCUUUAUGUAAUUAAAUGAAAACAUGGAUGAAUACAUUUAUUAUUAUGACUAGAUUUACUGCUUUAAUUCGCCUUGUAUAGCUACUGAAUUUUUAGUUUUGAAAAUAUACAAUCUUUAUUUUGAUUAAAUUGUAAAACAAAUCAAAUAUCAGAAAAUAGUUAAUAUGAUAAAACCUUACCUAUUUUACCUAUGUGUGAUUAGUAAUGUUAGCAAAAUGUUUUCACAUAAAUCUUAUGCCUAGUUACCUAUAAAAUAGGUUUUAAAAAAGGUACCAAUGUCUCUGUUAGAUGUGGGUGGAGGCAGAGAGGUCAAAUGGCUCUUUCCUGGGGCCUCUCACAAAUUAGAAGGUCUGUGCUAGAACCGUCCCUUCCUACAGGUUAUCUGUUCACACUGAAACUGGAGAAAUUAGGAAUAUUUUAUGUAUAGAAGUAGUUAAACCUGAAGAUGUAUGGAUAAAACGAAUGGCUCAGUAAACUCAUUUUGAAGACAGUUAUGAUCUAAUAAACAAGUAUUUUAGAAUUUUGAAUCAGUAAAAAGCACAAGUCUGAGCACGGUAAUAGAGCACUGUCAGAGAAGUUUGGUCUCAGUUCUCUUUGAACUGGGGGAAUAAACCAAAAAUUAGAUGCCCUUUUUUUUUUUUUUUUACUCCUAAUCAGAGUGGUCUGUCUUUGUCAUUUUGAAAAAAUAAUGCUGAUUUAUAAACCUCUGCCUGUAACAGAAUGGACGUCUCAUGGAUCAGGUUUUCUCUGUCCUGAGCUGCAGAAGGAACCAAAGGGCUGUGGCACUGCACAGCCUGGGGUGCUGGCUCCUCAGACCCACAGUGUGCAGUGAGCCCGGAGGCCACGGUCCCAGAGAGGGGAGGGUGCAGGCACCUCAGGUGGCCGUCUCUGCAUGGCAGCCCUUGUACUUGAUCUUCUCUGUGAAUAAACUCGUACAUGAUAAUG
Messenger RNA from Phacochoerus africanus (Common warthog), 1771 nucleotides. It is a transcript of the gene FDX1, whose product is annotated as ferredoxin 1. Lineage: Eukaryota; Metazoa; Chordata; Mammalia; Artiodactyla; Suidae. Gene Ontology annotation, molecular function: 2 iron, 2 sulfur cluster binding. Gene Ontology annotation, cellular component: mitochondrion. Gene Ontology annotation, biological process: positive regulation of oxidoreductase activity; P450-containing electron transport chain. The coding region runs from base 220 to 780 and encodes 186 amino acids. The transcript has 4 exons. The record is from RefSeq and is a predicted model, not a curated record.